AUGAGGGACUUGCAAAGACGCCAACUGGGAGCGGGGAACAAAACCCUCCUUGAGGCCACCGCGGUCAUGAAGAAUCUGCGCACUCCGAAGGCAAAUCUGGCUAAGAUCGAACUUCUCGUGUGCCUCACAGCCAUUUUACUAAUCUUGCUCAACAUCUUCGGCUCGUCAAGGUGUCGGUGCAACGACCGGAAGCUCAGGAUGCUGUUAUGGGCAGCAUACACCCUCUCGAGCUACCUCAUCGCAUACACGCUUGUUUGGGCCAUUUUCUUGAUGAUCUUCUUUGGGAGCUCGGACUCCUACUCCGUCCACAGCCUCGAGGACUGCGAGCGGUGGAAGAACUAUGGUUGGCAAUAUCUGAUCAAGUUCACCGGGGUAAUCAUUUUGUUGUUCAUCUAUGGGAUCACGUUGUGGAUGAUUUCGGUGCUAUUUAUUCUAGGCCUAACGGUGCCGCUCAAGGUCAGUAAUAGAGCAGUAUCUCUCCUUAUUGCGAGUGGGUAUGGCCGACAGAAGAACACCAAAUUGAUCGCUGACUACAUGAGCUCUGAGCACCAGUCGUCGAACGGCGAUUUCGACCCUAGCCAGAUGAGAGGGUACAACUAUGUUGUGAAAGUGGGAAAGACAAGUUCAACGUCAUUAAAGAAGUUGAAAGAAAGAGAAACUGCAGCACAAGGGGAACCGCCGAACUACCGCGAGUCAUUGGAGAUCACUGACAGAGUCGUCACAAUCGAGAAGGUGUGGAAAUGCCAAGGAUGGCUUUUGAGAUCGGGAGGUGGGGACGAAGACAGUAAGCUCAAGGAUAUUUGCCUCUCGUUUUCGCUCUAUAAGCUUCUUUGUUUAAGAUUUAGCGGCCAUUCAUUGCCCAAACAAGCUCACGAAAAGUUGUGGAAGUUGAUUCAGCACUUGUAUGACGAAGGAAAUGGCUACGAGCGAGCAUUUAGGGUCGUUGAGCUAGAGCUUUCCUUUCUUUUCGAUUCUUUCUACACCAAAUACCCGAUCAUCUUCCUGCCGACCGGUUGGAAACUAAAGGUUCUAGAGCUCUUGCUUUUGGUCAUUGGUUCUCUGCUGACGAUUGGACUUUGUUUCAAGUACAACUCGAAUAGACAUGGAGAUGAACUUCAACUAGCUACUCCGGGCGGGUUGAGCAUCGACGUUCUCGUCACAGCACUAAUUCUAAUAGUAUUUACAUGUGGGGAGCUUGUGCAGUUUUUCUUCAUGGCCUUCUCGGAGUGGGCAAAAGUGUCAUUGCUAUGCACGUACGUACAAACUCCCUCGUGGCAAGAGGAGAACAAAUGGAAGGAGAAGCUGAUAGGACGAAUGUGCCGGACGCAAUUACUGAACCCUUGGGAAAGGAAACUUCGCCAAUACUCGCUUCUCGAGUCGUAUGAUUACACCCCUCGGAAGUGGCUAUACAAUCCCUUCACAGUUAUGUUUAUCGACCUUAUAAGGGACGGUCAAAAACAAAGCGAGCCCACCGAAUUGUCCUCAGAAGUGAAAAAAGCCGUUUUCCAUUCUUUAAUGUCGAAUCCCGAGGCACUGAAGAAUGGAGAAGCUUCUUUGAGACGAAACGAAGUGGAUGGUAAGCUCUCGUGGGCAUGUAGGCUCGAGACACAGACUCAAGUCAUAAUUGUGUGGCAUAUCGCCACAAGUAUUUUCGAGCAUAAGGUGCCGGUUGCAGAUCCGAUUUCAUAUUCGAACUUCCUUGUGGCGACCAGCUUAUCCAAAUAUCUCGCUUACUUGAUAACGUUUUGUCCGAAGUUAUUACCUGAUCACCCUUACGAUUCAGAGUAUGCUUUCAACAAAAUCAUUAUCGAAACAAGAGGCUUGCUCAAAGGCCGCAAGACAACUGAAGAAAGAAUCCAAAAAUUGAACAGGAUCGGUAAGACAAUGGAUAAUAACGGUAGGGUGAUAAUCCAGGGCACGCUAUUAGGGCAGCAAUUGCUAAAAGAAGAGAAAGGUCCGAAAUUCAUUUGGAAGGUAUUGGCCGAGUUUUGGGCGGAACUUAUGGUGUAUGUGGCUCCAUCGGACAAUGAGAAAGCACACGCGGAGCACUUGAAGAUGGGUGGGGAGUUCAUAACUCACUUGUGGGCUUUGGUCUCUCAUGCCGGCAUCAAGCGAGAACCUCCUGUUAAGUGA
This is a messenger RNA of Syzygium oleosum, 2133 nucleotides long. RefSeq lists its product as uncharacterized. The record is from RefSeq and is a predicted model, not a curated record. The transcript has 2 exons. NCBI's taxonomy places the organism in Eukaryota, Viridiplantae, Streptophyta, Magnoliopsida, Myrtales, Myrtaceae. Bases 1 to 2133 code for a protein of 710 amino acids.